Messenger RNA from Spinacia oleracea (spinach), 2410 nucleotides. Its product is annotated as DEAD-box ATP-dependent RNA helicase 50. The transcript has 9 exons. The coding region runs from base 120 to 2192 and encodes 690 amino acids. Lineage: Eukaryota; Viridiplantae; Streptophyta; Magnoliopsida; Caryophyllales; Amaranthaceae. Gene Ontology annotation, molecular function: ATP binding; nucleic acid binding; RNA helicase activity. The record is from RefSeq and is a predicted model, not a curated record.
UUGCUCCCGAACGAACAGAGGGCAAGACAGGCACACACAGCAAGGAGUUCACUCUUCCUUCUUCAACACUGUAGGACAGAGAAACUUAAAGGUAGCAAAACGAGCUCAGAAGUUCAUCCAUGGCGGCGACCUCAUCAUCUUUGCACAGCCUCUUCACUUCUCCUCCACAGGAAUUCAUAUCACUACUUUCACAGAACUUCCGUUCAUUUCAGCCAUGGCGUCCUCAACUUUCCGCAAAGCCGAAGCUUCCCGCCAUUCCCGCCAUUUCCUCGCCAAAUACAAGAAGUGCGAAUUUUAGGGUUAGAGCUGGUUACAAGAAGAAGCCAAUGGAUACGCCGGGGGCAUACGAGUUGAUUGAUGAGAAGAGUGGAGAGAGAGUGAUUCUGUGGGGUGGAGUUGAUGAUGUUGAGCCUUCAAUUCCAUCAAAGAAAGUUCUUUCAUGGAAUCCUAGUAAGAAUCAGAAUAAAUCCUCGAGUGCCAGGGAAAAUCUAGGAGGCAGUGGCCUCAGUGAGCCUCCAUCUGUUGGUCAUAAAAAUGGUAUUUCGUCUACUACUACUCUGAGAUUGUCCAAGGGUGUUGGAAGGUUGAAAGCUGUCAAGAUAAAAAGCAUUGUAAGAAAGGUUUCAAAGGAAAAGGAGAAAACCAACGAGCAUAGGUACGAGGAACCAGAUAUGGAUGAACUAGAUGAUGAUGACUCUGAUGAUGAUGAAUAUGAUGAUGAUGAUGAUGAUCCUAUUGUAUCGUCGGCUCCUCAAGCCGUCUGGAUCAGAAAUAAAAACGUUUCUGUUAAGAGUGGCAUUGAGCAGUUAAUAGACAAUAAAUCAUCAAAUAAACCUUUCGAGUCUAAGGAAAACUUGACUUUUUCAAAAGGAUGGAAUGGUAGAGAACCUAGACGUAGUGAUAGGGGUGAAAUAAGAGACCCAAAACCUACUCGUAAAUAUGAUGCUGGGAGUGACUUUUUCAGCCGAAAAUCAUUUAGGGAAUUAGGCUGUGGCGAUGACAUGAUUGAGGCUCUGAGAGCACAGGACUUUGUUCGCCCUUCACACGUUCAGGCAAUGGCAUAUUGUUCUGUUGUAGAAGGGAAGAGCUGCAUUAUAGCUGAUCAAAGUGGAUCAGGAAAAACAUUGGCAUACCUUGCUCCAGUUAUUCAACGUCUUAGACAAGAAGAGCUUGGAGGACAUAGUAAGUCGGCACCAAAAAGUCCACGAGCUGUAAUAUUAGUCCCAACUGCUGAGCUUGCUUCCCAGGUUCUGCAAAAUUGUCGAUCCAUCUCAAAACUUGGUGUUCCCUUCCGCUCUAUGGUUGCAACAGGAGGUUUCCGACAGCGAACUCAGUUGCAGAGUCUUGAACAGGAUUUAGACGUGCUUAUUGCCACACCGGGUCGUUUCAUGUACUUAAUCAAAGAAGGGUUUUUGCAGUUAACAAAUCUUAGAUGUGCUGUGUUGGAUGAAGUUGAUAUACUCUAUAAUGAUGAGGAUUUUGAACAAGCUUUGCUGAGUCUAACUAACAAGGCACCAGUUACUACGCAGUAUCUCUUUGUGACUGCCACAUUACCUGUGGAAAUUUAUAACAAACUUGUUGAGACCUUCCCAGAUAGUGAGGUAGUCAUGGGACCUGGAAUGCACCGGACGAGUUCUGGCCUUGAAGAGGUUCUUGUAGAUUGUAGUGGAAAUGAAGAGUCAGAAAAGACCCCAGAAACAGCAUUUUCCAAUAAGAAGUCUGCUCUUUUGAGGCUUGCAGAGGAGAGUCGAGUUUCUAGGACUAUUAUCUUCUGCAACAAGAUUGAGACUUGUCGAAAGGUUGAGAAUGUCCUGAGGCGUCUUGAUAGAAAGGAAAAUCAGAUACGGGUUCUUCCAUUUCAUUCUGCUCUGGAGCAAGAAACAAGGCUCAGGAAUAUGAAGGAGUUCCUCAGUCCGGUUACAGAAAACCGUUCUCUGUUUCUAAUUUGUACUGACAGAGCAUCUCGAGGAAUAGACUUUCCCAGUGUGGAUCAUGUUGUACUAUUUGACUACCCUCGUGAUCCAAGUGAAUAUGUACGGCGUGUUGGAAGAACAGCAAGAGGUGCUGGAGGUGUAGGGAAGGCCUUUGUGUUUGUGAUAGGUAAGCAAGUUUCUCUGGCAAGAAGGAUCAUUGACAGAAACCAAAAGGGACAUCCUUUGCAUGAAGUGCCUUCCUCUGCUUAUGAAUGGUGAUAGAUAUGAUUGGUAAUGUAGGGGUUCUUGGGGGAACUUUUGCAUCUUUUAACUUCAGGCUCCUCAAAUUUUGAGUUGUAAAAUAAAUUUUAGUUAUUAUAAUGGCUAAUCAAUGUAAUCAUUAGUUUUUAUUUAUUUAUUGAGUUUCUGUUAAAAUGGUAGAAUCGUAAAGUAAACGAUGAGAAAUGAAAGAAAAACACUGAAGUUUUAUUGAUGCA